Molecule: messenger RNA, 894 nt
Organism: Varanus komodoensis (Komodo dragon)
Lineage: Eukaryota; Metazoa; Chordata; Lepidosauria; Squamata; Varanidae
Gene: RNF223
Product: ring finger protein 223
Exons: 2
Coding region: 1-894 (297 amino acids)
Biological process (GO): protein ubiquitination
Molecular function (GO): ubiquitin protein ligase activity
Source: RefSeq, a predicted model, not a curated record
AUGGAGACGGUAACCCUCCUCUCUUCCCAGCUGAGGAGAAGCAGCGGCUGGGGUUACGUCAUGUCGUGUUUCUCCCAGGCCCGGCACACGGAGGACCCGGACUCCCCGCCAACGAGCCCCAUCAGCCCUGUGCCAGCCGCGCCCCACGAGAUCCCCAUCCCGCUCAGCCCCAUCGUCAUCACCACCGCCUCGCCGCUGGAUGGCAGGCCGGCGGUCUGCUCGCCCCUCGGCUCCCCCGUGGGCUCCCCGGGGGACGGGAAGGCCCGGCUGGGCUCGCCCACCUCGCCUAUCGAGUGCUCCAUCUGCUUCAACACCUACGACAACCUCUUCAAGACGCCCAAGGUGCUGCAGUGUCAGCACACCUUCUGCCUGGAGUGCCUGGCCCGGCUGACGGCCGCCCUGCCGCCCGCCCGGGCCGAGGACCAGCUGCCCUGCCCCUUCUGCCGGCAGCUCACCGACAUCCCGCUGGAGGGGCCGCCCGGCCUGCAGACCAGCACGGACCUGCUGGCCACGCUGCCGCCCGAGUUCCAGCGCGAGAAGAUGCUCUGGAUGGAGGGCACCAGGCUGUGCUGCCGGCAGUCGUCCGACCCGGAGAGUGCGGAGGAGCAUCUCAGCAUCGACGUGGCGCCCAGCAAGCCCGAGGUGCCCCCGACGCCCACGGAGGGCUUCAUGGGCAGGCUGGCGCGCUGCGACGUCUGCGACGACUGGAAGCGCGUGCUGCUGCUCUCGGUGCUGAUCAUCAUCCUCUUCUGCAUCAUCCUCUGGCCCGUCCAGUGCGCCCUCAAGACGGGCAACCUCCGCUGCUUCUCCCGGACGUUCACGGUGAAUUACGCGCCGCCCCAUCUUCCCACCUCCCCAGCCCCGACCUCGGGCACCGUCGGCCCGGUGGAGUGA